This is a messenger RNA of Astrephomene gubernaculifera, 2166 nucleotides long. NCBI's taxonomy places the organism in Eukaryota, Viridiplantae, Chlorophyta, Chlorophyceae, Chlamydomonadales, Astrephomenaceae. The record is from the annotation of a GenBank genome assembly.
GUACGUAUAUGAUUUCUGCAUAGCUUUUUCGUCCUUCGAAAAGCGAUCACCGUUCUGCUGUGCGCUCAGCAGACGAAGAGCUGGGGACUUGGCGGUAGUCGCCUAUUCUUUCGCUGGCGCGGCACCCAAUCAGGCGCUAGCGCGUUUAUAGACACAUUAAUUGGUAAACUGCUAGCACUUGUCCAGAUCAUUCGUGGAAAUGGACCCCUUGGCCAAGGAGGUCGUCUUCGACUUGGACGCUGCAGCUUUUAGCUCAGAUGAUUUCCGAAUGUUUCAGUUCAAGGUGAAGCGCUGCCCGCGCGCAAGGCCACACGACUGGACACAGUGUCCUUUUGCGCAUCCAGGCGAAAAAGCAAAACGCAGAGAUCCCAGGAAAUAUCGUUAUUCCGGGACAGCAUGCCCGGAGUUCCGGCGGAACGGCUGCUGUCGUCGUGGAGACGCUUGUCCCUUCGCACACGGCGUCUUCGAGUGCUGGUUGCACCCGUCCCGGUACCGCACACAGAUGUGCACCGACGGUUCGAGCUGCAAGCGCCGGGUGUGCUUCUUCGCGCACACGGAGGGCGAGUUGCGCAAGCCGGAGGAGGAUCCUCUGUGGCUGCAGCAGCAGCUCCAGGCCGAGCUGGCAGCAGAGCAGCAGGUGCAGCAGCAGAUCCAGGCGCUCAAGGUGUUUGCCAACAUCCUGGGGCCCAACACGAGCACCGCGGGAGGGCAGCAGGCGGCAGCCAACCAGCCGGCGGGUGUUGAUAUGCUCAAGAACCUGCCAUCCUCCACUCUGACCCAGUUGCUGGGCGCUGCGGGGCACCAGGGCGGCGGGGGCGCAGCAGCGGCCGCGGGGGGAGCCGGCAUGGCGGCAGCACAGCAGGGACAGUCCACCGAUGGCCUGCUACAGCUGCUACAGCUAGUCGAGCAACAACAGCAACAGCAACAAGCGGCCGCCUCGGUAGCACCACCACCACCACCGCAGCAGCAGCAGCCGCCACAGCAGCAGCAGCCGCAGCUGGCUCCCACCUCCGGCGUUCCUGGCAACCUAGGUGGUCUGCUUAGUGCCGCUGUGUCAGCCGCUGCCUCCGCGGCACCCGGCAGUGCUGCUGGCGGAGGUGGCGGCGGCGGGGCAGCGGCGGCAGGAGGGGCUGCGGACCUGCAGCUGAAGUUGCUGGCGCAGCAGUUGCUGCAGCAGACAGCGCAGCAGCAGCCGGGUGCUGCUGGCGCAGACGCCAUGCAGGUCCGGCUGCUGGCCCAACUCGCGGGGCUGAACCUGCAGCAGCCGCAGAAGCCGGCGGACAACGAGCCGCCGCCGCCGCCGCCGCCGCCCCAGCAGCAGCAGCAGCCCAACGCUCCAUUGGACCAGCUGCUAUCCUUCCUAGCCGGCCAACAACAACAACAGCAGCAGCAAGCGGCUGCGGCGGCAGCAGCAGCGGCCGCUGCAGCUGCAGCUGCUCAGCAACAGCAGCAGCAACAGGCAGCAGCAGCAGCCGCAGCCCAGCAGCAGCAACAGCAGUUGGCUGCUGCUGCAGCGGCGGCACUAGCAAGCGCACAACAACAUGCCCAACAGCAGCAGCAAUUGCAGCAACAGCAGCAACAGGGCGCUGCUGCUGCCAGCACGCAGGCAGGCGCCACGUCAUCAUCCUCAGCGGUGGCGGCAGCGGCGGCGGCUCUUCAGCAACUGGCGGCGCUAGGUAUCGACAUCCAGUCUAUUCCUGGUGUUCACGAGCUCCUGGGUGGCGGCAGCAACGCCGCCGCGACGCAAGCGGCACCAGCCCAAGCCGCUGCUGGGAUGCCGGCGGUAACGCCCAACCCCGAGCCCUCCCUAGCCAUGCUUGCCGCGGCCCUGCAGGGUACCCAGACGCCAACCGCCGCCGCCGCGGCCCCUGCCGCCAGCGAAGCCCCCGCUUCCGCCGUCGCAAGCAGCGCGCCCAGCCAAUCCUCGGCGCCUCCGCCGCCUCAGCUCCCAACCCGGGAGCCGGCCGACGGAGCUGUUGCUGCCGCCGACGUUUCUCCCGCUUCGUCCCUAGGGGCGCCUCCGCCCGCAGCGGUGCCGCCCGCGAUGGACCCUCUGUCAGCGCUUCUUGCGGCGGCAGCAGGGGGCCCCUCCGCAGCCUCCGGCAGCGGCCUGAUGGCAGGCGGCCUCUCACCCGCCAUGCUGAGCAGCCUGCAAGGCAUGCUGGG